GCGCGCUUUGGGCUGCCACUCUCCCUGCCCGCCCCUAGUUCUUCCGCCAAAACCUUUGACCAGAGUCUCCUUGUCAACAUUCUUAAUCUCCUUUGCCAGCUCUUUAAGCCAGACACCCCGGACCUUCCCUGGGCGCCAGCUCCUCGGCUCCAACGGGUCCAGAGACUACUCGGAUUUUUUUUUUUUUUCCUUUCUGGAAAUUGGCUUUGGUGUAUGUUUCCCUACCUCACUCCUCCCCCUCCCAGCCCCCACUUUUUUUUUUUUUUUUUUUUUUGAGACAUGGCUCGGGCAGUGGCUCUUGGAAGAGGAACAAGUGUGGGAAAAGGGAGAGGAAACAGGAGCUAAAUGACAGGAUGCAGGCGACUUGAGACACAAAACGAGAACCGUUUCUCUGGGAUCAAGGCAUUGCCUCGCUGCUUUCCUUCCUCCAAGACCGGCUGGAGGAUUUUACAGCUCUGAGCGGAGUUGCGGCGCUUGGGAUUUUUCAGAGUACUCCCUUUGCUGUAUUUUCCCUGCGCGAUCUCGUUCUCCCGCUUUUGCCUGGAGGUCCGGAGAAGGUAGAAUGGAGAGAGGACUGCUGCUCCUCUGCGCCGCGCUCGCCCUCGCCCUGGCCAGCGCUUUUCGCAACGAUAAAUGUGGUGGUACAAUAAAAAUUGAAAACCCUGGGUAUCUCACAUCUCCUGGUUAUCCUCAUUCUUAUCACCCAAGUGAAAAAUGUGAAUGGCUGAUUCAGGCUCCGUACCCGUACCAGAGAAUUAUGAUAAACUUCAACCCGCACUUCGAUCUGGAGGACAGAGACUGCAAGUAUGACUACGUGGAAGUCAUUGAUGGAGACAACCCAAAUGGACGCUUAUGGGGAAAGUUCUGUGGAAAGAUAGCUCCUUCUCCUGUAGUGUCGUUGGGGCCGUUUCUUUUUAUCAGAUUUGUCUCUGACUAUGAGACCCAUGGCGCAGGAUUUUCCAUACGUUAUGAAAUUUUCAAGAGAGGUCCUGAGUGUUCCCAGAACUACACAACGCCUAGUGGAGUCAUAAAGUCCCCCGGGUUCCCCGAAAAAUAUCCCAACAGCCUGGAAUGCACUUAUAUUAUCUUUGCGCCAAAGAUGUCAGAGAUUCUCCUGGAAUUUGAAAGCUUUGACCUGGAGCCUGACUCCAAUCCUCCAGGGGGGAUAUUCUGUCGCUACGACCGGCUAGAAAUCUGGGACGGAUUUCCCGAAGUUGGCCCUCACAUCGGGCGUUACUGUGGACAGAAAACACCAGGUCGAAUCCGCUCUUCAUCAGGCAUCCUAUCCAUGGUUUUUUAUACUGACAGCGCGAUAGCAAAAGAAGGCUUCUCAGCAAACUAUAGUGUCUUGCAGAGCAGUGUCUCUGAAGAUUUUAAAUGUAUGGAAGCUCUGGGCAUGGAAUCAGGAGAGAUUCAUUCUGACCAGAUCACGGCUUCUUCCCAGUAUAGCACCAACUGGUCUGCAGAACGAUCCCGCCUGAACUACCCUGAGAAUGGGUGGACUCCUGGAGAAGAUUCCUACAGAGAGUGGAUACAGGUAGACUUGGGUCAUCUGCGCUUCAUCACAGCUGUUGGGACACAGGGAGCCAUUUCAAAAGAAACCAAGAAGAAAUAUUACGUCAGGACUUACAGAAUAGACAUUAGCUCCAAUGGGGAAGACUGGAUCACCAUAAAAGAAGGAAAUAAACCUGUCAUCUUUCAGGGGAACACCAACCCCACAGAUGUUGUAUUUGGAAUUUUCCCCAAACCACUGAUAACUCGUUUUGUCCGAAUCAAACCUAUGACUUGGGAAACUGGCAUUUCUAUGAGAUUUGAAGUAUAUGGCUGCAAGAUAACAGAUUAUCCUUGUUCUGGAAUGUUGGGUAUGGUGUCUGGACUCAUUUCUGACUCCCAGAUCACAGCAUCAAACCAAGCAGACAGAAACUGGAUGCCUGAAAAUAUUCGCUUGGUCACCAGUCGCUCCGGCUGGGCACUGCCACCCGCACCUCAUACCUAUGUAAACCAGUGGCUCCAAGUAGACCUGGGGGAAGAGAAGAUCGUGCGGGGCGUCAUCAUUCAGGGUGGGAAGCACCGGGAGAACAAGGUGUUCAUGAGGAAAUUCAAGAUUGGCUACAGCAACAACGGCUCUGACUGGAAAAUGAUCAUGGACGACAGCAAGCGCAAGGCCAAGUCUUUUGAGGGCAACAACAACUAUGACACACCUGAGCUGAGAACUUUUCCACCUCUUUCCACGCGAUUCAUCAGAAUCUACCCCGAGAGAGCCACUCAUGGAGGACUAGGGCUAAGGAUGGAGCUGCUGGGCUGUGAAGUGGAAGUACCUACAGCUGGACCGACCACUCCCAAUGGGAACCCCAUCGAUGAAUGUGAUGACGACCAAGCCAACUGCCACAGUGGAACAGGUGAUGACUUCCAACUCACAGGGGGUACCACUGUGCUGACCACAGAAAAGCCAACAGUAUUAGACAGUACAAUACAAUCAGAGUUUCCAACAUAUGGAUUUAACUGUGAAUUUGGCUGGGGCUCUCACAAGACAUUCUGUCACUGGGAACAUGACAAUCACGUGCAACUGAAAUGGAGUGUGUUGACCAGCAAAACCGGCCCAAUCCAGGAUCAUACAGCAGGAGAUGGCAACUUCAUCUAUUCCCAAGCUGAUGAGAACCAGAAGGGCAAAGUGGCUCGUCUGGUGAGCCCUGUGGUUUAUUCCCAGAACUCAGCCCACUGCCUGACCUUCUGGUACCACAUGUCUGGUUCCCAUGUUGGCACACUGAGGGUCAAGCUACGCUACCAGAAGCCAGAGGAAUAUGACCAGUUGGUCUGGAUGGCUAUUGGGCACCAAGGAGAUCACUGGAAGGAGGGACGUGUUUUGCUUCACAAGUCUCUGAAGCUCUAUCAGGUGAUUUUUGAGGGCGAAAUCGGAAAAGGAAACCUUGGCGGGAUUGCAGUUGAUGACAUUAGUAUUAACAACCACAUUUCACAAGAGGACUGUGCAAAACCUGCAGACCUGGAUAAAAAACACCCAGAAAAUAAAAUUGAUGAAGCAGAAUUACAGCGUCAGCUUCCCAACACCCUCACCUCCCACGCCUCAGUUCCCAACAGUGAAUCAGACAGAGACCUUGGUGGCCACAGGCGAUGGGGGAGCCCAGCUCCACUUCACUCAGCCUCAGCGGGCUCUUGGGAGACUACAGGCAAAGGGAGCACGCCAGGAUACAAAGGCACGGAAGACGGCGAGGAGAACAUCUCAAGGAAGCCAGGCAACGUGUUGAAGACCUUGGACCCCAUCCUCAUCACGAUUAUCGCCAUGAGCGCCCUGGGGGUCCUCCUGGGUGCUGUCUGUGGGGUCGUGCUCUACUGUGCCUGUUGGCACAACGGCAUGUCCGAAAGAAAUUUGUCUGCCCUGGAGAACUAUAACUUUGAACUUGUGGAUGGCGUGAAGUUGAAAAAAGACAAACUGACUACACAGAGUACUUACUCAGAGGCAUGAAGGCAUGUGGAGAGGAAAAGACCGUGGGGGAAUUGCAGUGGAAGGAUGGAACUUGAGCGUGCUGGGGAACUGUGGAUCUUCUCUUACUGUACAAGCUGGGAAGUGCGUGGAGGACGCCGAGCCAGGCUUUUCUCAGGAGCUUCAAUGAGUAUAGCCGACAGACGUGGACAAGUGAGCUGUGUUAACAAUCGGAAUCAUGUACAGUCCGUUUUUUUUCUGUUGGUUUCAAUUGGAUAAUCAGAUGCUGGUAUUGAGACCAAGUAUGAUUGACGUAAUGAUUCAUUUUCAACUCCCCCCUUCUCUCUCUCCUUUCCCUUUCAUGGAUUCUUUUUGGAAACUGCAAAAUCCAAGAUGCUGGCACCAAGUGUAUUCAGUGGGGCCCUUUUGAUGGACAUGCUACCUUUAGCCCAGUGCCCAGGAUAUAUUAGAAUAACUGCAUUUCCAUGGACCCCUGCAGCUGUACUUGUGUAUAAUUGGCCACAUUGUGCAUAGGCAAAGAAGAAUUAGGAUGUUUUCUUUUAAAAGUACUGUAGCCUCGGUACCAGUAUAGUGUGUCAGCUCUCUUUACGAAGCAAUACCGUCAAAUUUUCUUGAUGUUUUCCAGUGUUGUACUAAACCUCGUGCUUGUGAACUCCAUGCAGAAAACUGUGCCAUCACCAAACAGUGCUGGCAACUGGGUGUGCUGCCGACAACCGAAACGAAAACUCCUUGGCACUGGCUAGUCUCUGUCCUCUCAAGUGCCUUUUUGUUUCUACUGGUUCUCAUUGUGUUACAUUAACAACCUACUCUGGUUCUCGCUGGUGAAACCCUGGUGGCCCACUGACUAAGAAGAAAGUAUAUUUUAGUGUGAGAUGUCAACCCCCGGGAAGGCAAGGGCUCCGAAGACUUGGCAAUGUGGCUUACUUGUUCUGCUUUUUUCUGUAGUUCAAUUUCCUGUCUCUUGACCCUUUUGUAUAAAGCUGCAAUAUUCUCUUAUUGUCCUUUCACAUGGAAUGUAUUUUCAGAUGUAAACGCUUUCUCUCUCUCUCUUAUCUCUCUGUCUUUUUUUCUCUCUUAGAAUUUAAGCAUUUGCCAUUGUCCAGAAAAGAAACUUGCAGCUUUAACCUUGCUGGGAAUGGCAAACAAUUUUACUAGACUUUAUGUUUUAAAAUAAGUAAAUAAGGGAAAUUCCUAACUUUGCCCUCCAAAGUCUAACUUUGGUUUUCUUGUUAACUGGUUAAAGUGACAGUAUCUUUUUUCCUGAAGCCAUUUGUCUGUCUAUCCUGAUCAAAAUGCUCAUUGAUAACAAUGUUUGAAUUUAAUAGAAAUAGUGAUAAAUUGAGGGAAAGAAUAAUAUUAAUUGGUUUUCAAGUACGACUUGAAGGAAGGGCUGAGUAAAACUUUCUAAAUACACACACACAAAAAAAUUGAGAUUUUACAUCCAAGUAUGCAAAAAAUGGCCCCUGUGAACAUUCUGAUUUGGGUAUUGAGUAAAACAAGGGAGGUGGAGGGAAGAACAGUCCAUUUAAGAAAGAAACUAUAAAUCCUGGUGCCUGGAGGUGAACUCUUUUAAGAUAAGAGAGGGGAAGAUGAGCAAAGUUAAAUGUUUAAAAUAAUCCAUUCGGCAGCAACCCUGAAAAAAACAGGAACUUGAAUGAAUGCUUCUAGAGGUAUUUCCAAUGGCUCAUGAUGGCCAUGAAGAAAAGGCGGGACUUGGGCUGGCAAGACCUAAGUCUCUAACAGCAGAACAAAGUAAAUACCACAUCAAGGCAGUGUGUGAAUCAACCCAAAGAAGCUUUGGUUGAUUUCAGUGUAUCUGCAUCAGGCCCUGUGGUGCAGGAUAAUUUUUAGACUGUCCUCCUAAAGCACUUAUGGGAGCCACAUUUCACAUUUGCACCAUAGUCAAGACAAUGCAUUCAUCUUGGCGUAACUGCAUUGAGAAUGCCUUUUGUUUCUGGGAAAGUAUUGAUUACUAUGAAAGAAGUUGUUUGUUUUUUUUUUUCCCCAGAAGCAUUCAUUCAGUGGUUAUAAUCAUACCAGGAAGAAAACACUAAGCAAGACUUGAUUUUCUUUUUCCCAAAGGCAACGGACUUAAUGUCCCUCAACCAAGGAAAAACGAUACUGCAACUUUAAAUUUUAAAAGUAUCUUGCACUGAUAAAUAUAUUUAAAAAUUAUAUGUUUAUAAAGUUAUUAAUUUGUAAAGGCAGUGUUACAAAAUGUUCAGUUUAUAUUGUUUUAGAUUGUUUCGUAAUUUUUAAAGGUAUAAAAUAACAUAUUUUUUUCUUUAUUGAAAUCUAUAAAAAAAACUUUCUGUAGUAAAAUGUUUUCAUUUUACUGGUAUAUUAUUGCUUCAUGUUUUGUACCAUCAUAAAAUUUUGUGCAAAUUUUUUUUACAGAAAUUUUUAUUUUCUAUGACAAUAUGACACUUGUAAAUUGUUGUUUCAAAAUGAACAGCAAAGCCUUAACUUUAAAUGACAUUUGUAUUCUCAGACACUGAGUAGCAUAAGACCCACAUAGAACUGAAUUGUAACUUAAAUUCCAAACUAUGACUACUACAUUCCAAAGAAACAGUUGAAUUAAACAUUUUCAUAAAAUA
Messenger RNA from Loxodonta africana (African savanna elephant), 6057 nucleotides. RefSeq names its product neuropilin 1 (gene NRP1). The transcript has 19 exons. Gene Ontology annotation, cellular component: focal adhesion; axon; plasma membrane. Bases 563 to 3481 code for a protein of 972 amino acids. Gene Ontology annotation, biological process: positive regulation of endothelial cell migration; neural crest cell migration; response to wounding. The record is from RefSeq and is a predicted model, not a curated record. Gene Ontology annotation, molecular function: semaphorin receptor activity; vascular endothelial growth factor receptor activity; vascular endothelial growth factor binding. Lineage: Eukaryota; Metazoa; Chordata; Mammalia; Proboscidea; Elephantidae.